Messenger RNA from Gryllus bimaculatus (two-spotted cricket), 2651 nucleotides. The record is from the annotation of a GenBank genome assembly. Lineage: Eukaryota; Metazoa; Arthropoda; Insecta; Orthoptera; Gryllidae.
GCGACGAACACGCUCUCUAGGUUUAGCAAUGUGCAUGCUCUUUGGCGUCCUGCGCCUGCGACUGCCGUUGCGGUGUGAGGUAUCGUAGGGUGUAGAUCGUGCGCCAGGCUAUAAUUUCUUACAAGAACCGAGAAGUGGAGUAGAUCCCGAGAGUAGUAUCAAAUUUCGAAGAACUAAAAAGGCAAUUGUUGGUAAUCCUAUUUAAAUAUCCGCUGUGAAAAAAAGCAGAAUGAGCGACGAGAGGGAAACAGAAGGCGUGGAUGGUAGCACCCGUCUGUUGGCUGGAGAAAUGGGCGUAAGGCCGACGAAUAGUGAUCCAGAAGGGGAUGGUGCCGAAGAAAAAUUGGUCACCGAAGAUGGGAAAUUAAAUUCAAAUCGUGAAACUAGUGAAGUUAAGUUCAUAUCAGCUGAUUCUCAGAACGGAGACGCUAAAAUCGAUAUUGAAAAUGUCAAACAUACGUUCGCUGGUAUGGGAAAAGAUGAGCUAAUGAAAUUCGCUAACGAUCCCUUUUGGAUUCGUAUGAGAUGGUUUCUGUUUAUUUUCUUCUGGGUACUGUGGAUCGCAAUGCUUGUUGGAGCUGUUGCAAUUAUAAUUUUGGCUCCCAAGUGUGCAGGUCCUGCACCAUUGAAGUGGUGGGAAGAAUCACCUUUGUAUGAAGUAAAUGUACGUACUUUCGUGGACGGAGAAAAAGAGGAUGGAAUCGGCGAUCUUGUUGGUUUGAAGUCCAAAUUAGAUUACAUAAAAGGUCUGGGAGUAAAAGGUAUUGUAUUAUCCUCAGUUCUUCAGUCCAGUCAUAAAUUAGAAGAUGGAUACGUUGAAAACUUUGUGGAAGUUGAUCCUCUUGUGGGUACUGUUCAUGAUUUUACCAACCUAACAACUGCUAUGAAGGAAGAAGAUUACUAUGUAUGGACGCAGAAGGAGCCAAAUAAUUGGAUUAGUUUGUAUGGAGAAUCAGCAUGGGCUUAUAGUGAAAUCCGUAAAGAAUAUUAUUUACAUCAGUUCAAACCUGAUCAGCCUGACUUGAAUUUCAGAAAUCCUGAAGUUAUUAAUGAAUUCAAGAAAAUUAUGAAAUUGUGGCUGGAACGUGGUGUGAGUGGAUUCCAAAUGAGUAAUGUGGAAUUCCUUGUGGAGGAUAAGGAUUUAGGAGAAGAUUUUGUGAAUCCACAUACUCUUGUAACACUUGGACAAUAUGAUUUUCUGAAACAUUCCAAAACAGCAAAUUUGCCAGAAACGUACGAUGUUUUGAGAGAACUGAGAGAAUCUAUGCUAAAUGUGUCAUCAGAUAGUGUUUUGGCUGUAAGCUCGAAUGUUACACGGUAUGGUGGACUGGUAAGAGACAAUAAUAUGACACAUGCUUUUGAUAUUAUGCGAAAUGCUGAUUUGUUUUCAUCUCUGAAGCAUGAAUUUACUGCUGUAAAUUUAAACCAUACAAUCUAUGGUUGGAUGAGAGCUACAGAAGGCUAUCGUACAUUUUGGGAGCUUGGUAAUGCCUACCGUUCAAGAGUUGCUUCAAGGUUUUCACCAGAGGUUGUGGAUGGUUUAAAUGCAGUUGUAAUGCUUUUACCUGGCACCCCCAUCACAUUGUAUGGUGAUGAGCUUGGUAUGAGCGAUUCUGAUGGGGAGCCUCGUGCUCUUGCUCCGAUGGCAUGGAGAAAUAGUACAGCAGCAGGGUUCUCUGCUAAUGAGAGUAUUUCAGCUUUGAGCUUGAACUUCCAAGAGAAGAACGUUGAGACUGAAGAGAGUAGUGAAGAUAGCCACCUUGGAAUCUAUCGAACACUUUCUAAAAAAGCCCGAACAUCUCGUUCCAUUAUGUAUGGAAAGUUUGAAUCUACAGUUUAUAAUGACACUGUUUAUGCCUACACAAGGUAAAUAUAUUUAAUGUUUCUAAAUUUAACUUAAUUCAAAACAGUGCACUAACAAUCCUUGUUGUUUUUAAUGCUGCCUUGAUUGUAGGAUCUGGUAAGAAUUUACUAAAUUUAUGGAAGUGUUCUUUAUUGUUGAAGUUUGUAUGCUUUUGUAAUUUAAGUUUUUCAAAUACUUCACCAGGCUGAAAAGUGGCAAUCCGGGAUACUUAGUUGUGUUUAACCCUAGUGAUUAUGAAACCACUGCAAAUUUGAAGGAAAGUUUGAAAAGUAUGUCGGAUGAUUUAACUCUUGUAGUGAAGAGUCCACAUGUAGAAGAUAGGAAGUAUCAAGCUUCUAGUUUAUACCUACCAGCCAAAAGUAUGGGAGUUUUUACAUUUGUUCCACAACAAGAAUAGAGGUGCUUGUGGAAAUGUUCCAGUAUUUAUCUUUUACAUUUUAUUUUGCUUUUUACAAUUUUCAUUUUUUAAAAUUUAGAUCAGUAUACACUGGCACUGAAUUUGGUACAGUUUUAUUGGUUGGUCUAAUUUUAUGCAUUUUUAUACAUUGAUUAAUUUGUAAUAAUGACUACAAAUUCUUGCGUGCAUUCCUAAUUUUUGUGCUCUUCAUGGGCAUGAAAUCCUAUCCUAUUUUACUGUGAACUUGAGUGAAGUGACAAUGUUUUAAAAUUGUAUUUAAUGGAAAGUAGAAUCUCGCAAAAUAAUUCACGCAUGAGUCUCGUACAGUGCAUUAUAGAGCAAACUGGCAAAGAAAUAAAGCUUCUGCAUAUGAAUUGUUCAUUUUUUACC